Messenger RNA from Pocillopora meandrina, 726 nucleotides. NCBI's taxonomy places the organism in Eukaryota, Metazoa, Cnidaria, Anthozoa, Scleractinia, Pocilloporidae. The record is from the annotation of a GenBank genome assembly.
AUGACAAAACCCAGUGAGCACAUAAAACGGCCCAUGAAUGCAUACAUGGUUUGGUCGCGUAAAGAGAGACGGCGCAUCGCAGAGGAAUGCCCUCGAAUGUUGAAUUCGGAAAUAAGCAAGCGGCUUGGACUUGAAUGGAACGCACUCUCGCCUGAAGCGAAAGAUCCGUACGUAAUAGAGGCGAAACGACUGAGGGAACAACAUAAGAAGGAUCACCCAGAGUAUAAAUAUCAGCCUAAAAGGAAGCCUAAGGCUACACCCAAGUUGAAAACGCAAAGUUUAAAUCCUUAUGGCUAUCAUGACAUGAGUGGGAUGGGAUAUCCGUCCUCUUCGUCGCUUUGUAGCCCAUUACCGCCAGGCCAUUUGGUGCCUUCAGGUCCUAUUUUUAGCAAUUGCUCAGGAAACUGUACAUUAGCGGAGCCUCCUCCGCCUUACCAUUUCGCUCCUCAUUACCCGGUUGUGCAGCCUAUGACAGAAAUAAAAGGACCUUGUUCGACCCAUCUACCGCUUGUUGGCAGAGAAAUAUCUUGCGGACCUCCCAUAGCUUACUCAAGCCAUCAUCCAUCUAUGUCGCAUUCUAUGCAAGUUGGACAUGUGGUUCAUCAUCGAAGCGUUUUACCAGAAUCCUCAUCCUUAGUUCACGCCCCAACUGCCAUUGACAGCAGAACGGGCAUCCCAAGAUCGUCCAUGGAUUUUGUUAUGAUGAGACCUGAUGUUGGAUAUUAG